GGCUCAUUUGAUUGGAUAUUAUCCAAGCGAUAUUUAAAUAUUUCACAUAAAUUUUCCUAGUUGAAUAGAGGGUUUUUAGCUAUGGCAGAAAAUGGGCGAAAAAUUUUAGUAGCAAUCGAUGAAGGAGAUGAAAGCAUGUACGCACUCACAUGGUGUCUCAACAAUGUUAUUAGUGAGCAUUCCAAAGAUACCCUUAUCCUCUGCUACGUCAAACCACCUCGAGCUGUCUCCACAGCCAUGGAGGGAACAGUAUGGGCAUUUUCUCCUGAUGUAAUGGCGAGCAUCGAGAGGUACAGCAAUGGUGUGGCUCAGUGCGUGAUUGACAAGGCGAAAAGAGCUUGCAAGCACUUGAAUGAUGUUAAAGUGGAGAUAGCGGUGGAGCAGGGAGAUCCAAGGGACAUGAUUUGUGAAUUGGCUGAGAAAUUGAAUGUGGAUAUGUUAGUGAUGGGAAGUCAUGGUUAUGGUCUCAUUAAGAGGGCAUUUCUUGGGAGUGUGAGCAAUCACUGUACGCAAAACGCGAAAUGUCCAGUUUUAGUAGUGAAGAAGCCCAAAUCAAAUGGCAGCAAUGACAAACACUAAUAAUUACAAAGCUGUUAUUGGUUUGCAUGUACGGAAGUUGAACUUCCUUUUUGAUCAAGCGUGGGGUCCACUUUUGUUUUCCACUUUUCGUCCUUGUUUGGGUUCUGUAAUUUGGUUCCUGUGGUAGUGAGUUUUCUAGGGCUUCGUUUCUUGUCUUAUUCAACUUAUAGUGGCUUUUGCUCACUUUUGCUUAUGCCCAAUUUUUGUUCAAAAAACUGUCCUCGAGUGUUUGACGUCCAAAAUGUUCAUAAAUCUAAGCUUUUCGCU
Molecule: messenger RNA, 846 nt
Organism: Olea europaea var. sylvestris
Lineage: Eukaryota; Viridiplantae; Streptophyta; Magnoliopsida; Lamiales; Oleaceae
Product: universal stress protein A-like protein
Exons: 4
Coding region: 82-579 (165 amino acids)
Source: RefSeq, a predicted model, not a curated record